ACACAGAGCAAAGGUGUGCGCGAGACAGCAGACGAUGUUUCCUAACCUUCAUGUAUUCAGUAGUAUAUUCUAAUAUUGGGAGAGAUCUGCAUGGGAUAAUAAUUGAUAUAAUAAAAAAUAUCCGAAAAGAUUGUAAAAUCUUUCAAGAUGUCGAUGCAAGUACCGGCUGACGUGGAUGCCGAGCAGAUUAAAUCGUUUCGAGAUUUCCUGACAUCUUACAAUAAACUCUCAGAAAUCUGUUUCAUCGACUGCAUAACUGAUUUCACUACGAGAGACGUUAGAGCCAAGGAGGAGAAGUGUGCUUUGAACUGUAUGGAAAAGUACCUGAAGAUGAACCAAAGGGUUUCACAACGAUUCCAGGAGUUCCAAAUGAUAGCAAAUGAGAAUGCAAUGGCAGCUGCAAAAAAACUAGGUCAAUUGCAUUAACACAACUCAUUGGACAGCCAGAACUACAACAAAGUAUCCUCAUUCUCUCAUACUACAUUAGUCAUGGACUUGUUACCGUAUAAAAUGAUUAAAAAAUUGUUUUAUUUUAUA
This is a messenger RNA of Cephus cinctus (wheat stem sawfly), 537 nucleotides long. It is a transcript of the gene Tim9a, whose product is annotated as mitochondrial import inner membrane translocase subunit Tim9. NCBI's taxonomy places the organism in Eukaryota, Metazoa, Arthropoda, Insecta, Hymenoptera, Cephidae. The transcript is spliced from 2 exons. The record is from RefSeq and is a predicted model, not a curated record. Bases 148 to 426 code for a protein of 92 amino acids.